AUGACGCUGCGCAAGACAGGCCGCAAGGCUGACCACGAUGUCUCGACACGCCCUGCUAAGAAACAACGCAACAGGUAUUUUAACAAUGGCGGCGGCUCAGGCGGCGCAAAGGCGUACGAGGCGAACCUCAACCAGAUCUUCGACAAGUAUGUCGACAACCCGCAGGACAAGGACACGAUUGCCAUCGCGGGCACCAUGCAGUACCUCCAAGAAAUCGACGUUCCACUCGAUGACAUCACCUCGCUCGCCAUCCUCGAGCUUGUUCAGGCGCCUACUAUGGGCGAAAUUACGCGCAAGGGCUUCGUCGACGGAUGGGCAGCCAGGCAAGCGGACUCAAUCGACAAGCAGAAGGCCGCCGUCUCCCAACUCCGCAGCGCACUGUCAAGCCCCUCCUCUCGCAACAUCCUGAAGCGCGUCUACAAGCACACUUUUGUUAUUGCCAGACCUCCCGGCCAAAAGGCGAUCCCUCUCGAACAGGCCAUCGAAUACUGGAAGUUGCUGUACUCGCCCACGGGCCUCAACUGGAGCUCAGAGGCGACGCCGUGGCUCGACUGGUGGCUCGAGUUCCUGGAGAGCAAGUGGAAGCGGACGGUCAACAAGGACAUGUGGGACCAGCUGUUCAACUUUGCAGAGAAGAGCCUCGAGGACGAGACGCUGUCGUUCUGGAGCGAAGACGGCGCAUGGCCUGGCGUCAUUGAUGAGUUCGUCGACUGGGCCCGCACGGAAAAAGGCAGGGGAGCAAAGCAGGAGGAUGACGAGGAGAUGGAGGAGUAA
Messenger RNA from Lasiodiplodia theobromae, 774 nucleotides. RefSeq names its product Sorting nexin mvp1. Lineage: Eukaryota; Fungi; Ascomycota; Dothideomycetes; Botryosphaeriales; Botryosphaeriaceae. Gene Ontology annotation, molecular function: cullin family protein binding; ubiquitin conjugating enzyme binding; ubiquitin-like protein binding. Gene Ontology annotation, biological process: positive regulation of ubiquitin-protein transferase activity; protein neddylation. Gene Ontology annotation, cellular component: ubiquitin ligase complex. The record is from RefSeq and is a predicted model, not a curated record. The transcript has 2 exons. The coding region runs from base 1 to 774 and encodes 257 amino acids.